AUGUGGAGCCCGCCAGGCUGGGAGCCAGUGCCCGGCGCAAACGGCGCCGGCUACAUUCAAACACCGGCGGCGGAUCCGGCCCGGGCCGGAAAUGCCCGGCGCAGGAGGGAGGGAAGGCCUUGCGAGCCGCCGCCGCCACCGCCGCGCGCACGCGCCCUCGCGGGCUGGGGCUGGGGCUGGAGUCGCAACUCGGAAGCCGGGGCCCGGACGGGCCCGGAGCGGGGGGGCUGCGUGGGGGCGGGAGCGGCGGAGGCGGCCGCCCCUGGCGGCAGGUUUGUUUAUCCCGGGGAAGAAGUUUAG
Rangifer tarandus platyrhynchus (Svalbard reindeer) is the source of this 300-nucleotide messenger RNA. NCBI's taxonomy places the organism in Eukaryota, Metazoa, Chordata, Mammalia, Artiodactyla, Cervidae. The record is from the annotation of a GenBank genome assembly.